This is a messenger RNA of Mus caroli (Ryukyu mouse), 6999 nucleotides long. RefSeq names its product LDL receptor related protein 8 (gene Lrp8). NCBI's taxonomy places the organism in Eukaryota, Metazoa, Chordata, Mammalia, Rodentia, Muridae. The record is from RefSeq and is a predicted model, not a curated record. Gene Ontology annotation, molecular function: hormone binding; protein binding; calcium ion binding. Gene Ontology annotation, biological process: receptor-mediated endocytosis. Gene Ontology annotation, cellular component: signaling receptor complex; apical plasma membrane; plasma membrane.
CCCCGGGCCCGCCAUGGGCCGCCCAGAACGGGGCGCGCUCCGGCCGCUGGCGCUGUUGCUGCUGCUGCUGCAGCUUCAGCAUCUCUCCGCAGCGGACCCGCUGCCGGGCGGCCAAGGGCCGGUCAAGGAGUGUGAAGAGGACCAGUUUCGGUGUCGGAACGAGCGCUGCAUUCCCUUGGUAUGGAGAUGCGAUGAGGACAACGACUGCUCGGACAACAGCGACGAGGACGACUGCCCCAAGAGGACCUGCGCAGACAGCGACUUCACCUGUGACAAUGGCCACUGCAUCCCAGAGCGGUGGAAGUGCGACGGCGAGGAGGAGUGUCCCGAUGGCUCUGAUGAAUCGAAGGCCACGUGCUCCAGUGAAGAGUGUCCUGCUGAGAAGUUAAGCUGCGGACCCACCAGCCACAAGUGUGUGCCUGCCUCAUGGCGCUGCGACGGAGAGAAGGACUGUGAGGGUGGCGCUGACGAGGCCGGCUGUCCCACCUUGUGCGCCCCGCACGAGUUCCAGUGCAGCAACCGCUCCUGCCUGGCCUCUGUGUUCGUGUGCGAUGGUGACGAUGACUGCGGCGACGGCAGCGACGAGCGCGGCUGCUCGGACCCGGCCUGCCCGCCCCGCGAGUUCCGCUGUGGAGGAGGGGGCACCUGCAUCCCUGAGCGCUGGGUCUGCGACCGCCAGUUCGACUGCGAGGACCGCUCGGAUGAGGCGGCCGAGCUCUGCGGGCGAGCGGGCCAGGGGACCACGGCCACGCCAGCAGCCUGCGCCCCGACCGCCCAGUUCACCUGCCGCAGCGGCGAGUGCAUACACCUGGGCUGGCGCUGCGACGGCGACCGCGACUGCAAGGACAAGUCUGACGAGGCCGACUGCUCAGCACCAGGACCCUGCCGCGAGAAUGAGUUCCAGUGUGGGGAUGGGACUUGCGUUCUUGCCAUCAAACGGUGCAACCAGGAGCGGGACUGCCCGGACGGGAGUGACGAAGCGGGCUGCCUUCAGGAGUCAACUUGUGAGGGUCCCCGCAGAUUUCAGUGUAAGAGUGGCGAGUGCGUGGACGGCGGGAAAGUGUGUGAUGAUCAGAGGGACUGCCGGGACUGGUCGGAUGAGCCUCAGAAAGUGUGUGGACUGAAUGAGUGUCUGCACAAUAAUGGCGGCUGUUCCCACAUCUGCACUGACCUCAAGAUCGGCUUUGAGUGCACGUGCCCAGCAGGCUUCCAGCUCUUGGACCAGAAGACCUGUGGUGACAUUGAUGAAUGCCAGGACCCAGAUGCCUGCAGCCAAAUCUGCGUGAAUUACAAGGGCUACUUUAAGUGUGAAUGCCACCCUGGCUAUGAGAUGGAUACACUGACCAAGAACUGCAAAGCUGUAGCUGGCAAGAGCCCAUCUCUGAUCUUCACGAACCGACACGAGGUGCGGAGGAUAGACCUGGUGAAGCGGGACUACUCGCGCCUCAUCCCCAUGCUCAAGAAUGUCGUGGCGCUGGACGUGGAAGUAGCCACCAAUCGCAUAUACUGGUGCGACCUCUCCUACCGCAAGAUCUACAGCGCCCACAUGGACAAGGCCAGCAUCCCGGACGAGCAGGUGGUCCUCAUUGAUGAGCAGUUGCAUUCCCCGGAGGGCCUGGCGGUGGACUGGGUCCAUAAGCACAUCUACUGGACAGACUCAGGCAAUAAGACCAUCUCAGUGGCCACAACCGAUGGACGCCGCCGCUGUACUCUCUUCAGCCGUGAGCUCAGUGAGCCCCGAGCCAUUGCCGUUGACCCCCUGCGAGGGUUCAUGUACUGGUCUGACUGGGGUUUCCAGGCAAAGAUUGAGAAGGCUGGGCUCAAUGGUGCAGACCGGCAAACACUGGUUUCAGACAACAUUGAAUGGCCCAACGGAAUCACCCUGGACUUGCUGAGCCAGCGUUUGUACUGGGUGGACUCCAAGCUGCACCAACUAUCCAGCAUUGACUUCAAUGGAGGCAACAGAAAGAUGCUGAUCUUCUCCACUGACUUCCUGAGUCACCCUUUUGGGGUAGCUGUAUUUGAGGACAAGGUAUUCUGGACAGACCUGGAGAAUGAGGCCAUUUUCAGCGCAAAUCGGCUCAAUGGCCUGGAAAUCGCCAUCCUGGCCGAGAACCUUAAUAACCCACACGACAUUGUAAUCUUCCACGAGCUGAAGCAGCCAAAGGCUGCAGAUGCCUGUGACCUGAGUGCCCAGCCCAACGGCGGCUGUGAAUACCUGUGCCUUCCUGCUCCUCAGAUCUCCAGCCACUCCCCCAAGUACACGUGUGCCUGUCCUGACACGAUGUGGCUUGGCCCAGACAUGAAGAGAUGCUACCGAGCACCUCAGUCUACCUCAACUACAACCUUAGCCUCUGCCAUGACAAGGACAGUACCUGCUACCACAAGAGCUCCUGGGACAACCAUCCACGACCCUACCUACCAGAACCAUAGCACAGAGACGCCAAGCCAGACAGCUGCCGCCCCUCACUCGGUUAACGUCCCUAGGGCUCCCAGCACCAGCCCAUCCACCCCGAGCCCUGCUACCAGCAACCACUCCCAGCAUUAUGGGAAUGAAGGCAGCCAGAUGGGCUCAACAGUCACCGCUGCUGUCAUUGGGGUCAUCGUGCCCAUAGUGGUAAUAGCCCUGCUAUGUAUGAGUGGGUACCUCAUCUGGAGGAACUGGAAGCGGAAGAACACCAAGAGCAUGAAUUUCGACAACCCAGUGUACAGGAAGACAACAGAAGAGGAAGAGGAAGAUGAGCUCCACAUAGGGAGGACAGCUCAGAUUGGCCACGUCUAUCCCGCAGCAAUCAGCAACUAUGAUCGCCCACUGUGGGCAGAGCCCUGUCUUGGGGAGACCAGAGACCUGGAAGACCCAGCCCCUGCCCUCAAGGAGCUUUUUGUCUUGCCGGGAGAACCAAGGUCACAGCUGCACCAACUCCCGAAGAACCCUCUUUCCGAGCUGCCUGUCGUCAAGUGCAAGCGAGUGGCAUUAAGUAUUGAAGAUGAUGGACUGCCCUGAGGAUGGGCCCACCCACUUCGUGCCUCAUGGAGUUCAGUCCUAUGCACUACUCUCUCUGGAUGGUGUGUGGUUGGAUGAAUGCCAUUUCUAUAUAUGGGUCUGUGUGAGUGUGUGUGAGUGUGUGUGUGACUUUUUUUAAAUUUAUGUUGCGGAAAGGUAACCACAAAGUUAUGAUGAACUGCAAACAUCCAAAGGAUGUGAAAGUUUUUAUAUGUAUAAUGUUUUAUACACUUUUUAACUGGUUGCACUACCCGUGAAGAAUUCAUGGGACAGCCACUGCUGAGUGACUAACAUGAUGCACAUAACCAAACGGGGCCAAUGGUACAAACUUCACUCAUCAUUUGAAUACAGUAUUUACAGAGGAUGUUUGAGUUGAGAGCUUUUUUAGGUUUGAGGGGCUUGAUUUUUUUGUAAAUAAAAUUAUGCUUUGUGGCUAUCCAUCAACAUAAGUAUAAAAAGAAAGAACGCUUCAACCCCCUUCCCCAUUUAGAUUAUUUAUUAACAUAUUUCGAAAGUAAGGUUAGCUCUAUAAAUAAUUUAGAGAAGUGAGAGUAUUUAUUUUUGGUAUGGCUGGCUCACUGCACAGACUCUGUGUUUAUGUGUGUGUGUCUGUGUGAGAGAAGAAAAAUCUGUAGAGAAGAGGCACGCUUAUGACUAUUGUUCAAAUACAUAAAAACAGUUAUUUUAAAACAGUCCACAAGAGGGGUGUCUAGUUUUCAGAGACACUUCAGAAACUUUACUCAGAAAACAGAUGCUACAGUUUGUGCAGGCACGCAGUAGGGAAGGUAGAUCUUCACCGCUGGCUACUCCUGAGGCCCUGCUGAGCCAGCAAGAUGCUUUUCAGUUCCUCUUUGGCUCUCCCGAUGCCCACCUAGGCUUUCUGGUCAGUGUACAGAUACUGAACAGUGCUACAAGCCCCCAGGAGCUCAAGAUAGCAGAGUCCUUCUUUCAAAGCCCAGCUUAGUGAGGACUUGGGUCAACUUCAGUAAGCUUCUUCUGAAGCAACUGAAGGCCGAGCCUUUAGAGCAGCCAUUGUCAACCCUUGUGGGUCAAAAGACCCUUUCCCAGGGGUCGCCUAAGAGCAUCGGAAACCAGAUAUUUACAUUAUGAUUCAUAACAGUAACACAAUCACAGUUAUGAGGUAGAAAGGAAAGGGAUUUUAUGGUUGGGGGUCAGUCCAACAAGAGGGACUGUGAAGCAUCAGGAAGGUUGGAAGCCACUGCUCUAGAGCCAAGUGAGUGCAUGUCUAGGGUUCCCAAGUUUACGGUAAGGACCGGCUCAGGCACCUACCCUCUGAGUCACGUGAAUGAGGACGAAGAAUUUGGAAUAGGUUUGGUUACAUCUAUUUCUCAUCCCCUUAUUUUCCACCAUUUAAGAAUAAUAAACAUGUUUCUUACCACCGUAUGUUCAUAUGGAUAAGACUAAGUCCAAAAAGGUGACUACAUCCAAAUUUAUAUUUCGGGGAAAUACCAUGAGAUAAUUAUAGCAUACUGGGCAUGUGUCCACACACGGAUUUGUUUCACUGCUUUAUAAAUAAAAGGAACAACUCUGGGUGUUUGUAUAGAAUUUUCUUCAUAUGUAACAUCUUUCCAUUUCCUGAGCCUUGGGGGUGGGGUGGGAGAAUGCCACUUGCUGUCUGUGAAAUCCACUGUUGGAAACAUAAUUCCAUAGUCCCCGAAGGAAUUCAGUCCCCGCCAAAGUGUGGUCUUCCCACGAUUCUGCUGUUCUGCAGUUCACUCCAGCUGAAUGACCAGGGACAGGUACAACACAGGUGUUUCGUUUAAGUGGCAGCAGACUAAUGUCUAAAGUUGACAUAACUGGAAUCUGACAUUUGAGGCAUAUGUCUCGUCUCCGCGUCCCCACACACCGGCUUGAGUGGCUCACCUGCUUGAUGUCCUUUCAACUUCCGGUGGAGACCGUCUGGAGACCUGUCAUCCUGUCAUCCUGUUCCUAGGAGCUUGCUCUAUGUCACUCAUGUUUUCCUAACCUUUAAAAAAUGGCUGUGUUCCUAGCCUGGCCAUUAUGUCUGACAACGCCCGUGUUGAUGGUCUUGAGAUAUAGUGACUAAAUGCAGCUGACCCCUGACCCAUUCCAGACAAGUCUCAAGGACAGGCAGCCAAGUCCCCUGGAGCUCGCCUGUCACUGUUCAUCCAAGAAUGGAGAGGAGAAAUCAAGUUUACUAAAGAAAAAGGUUGAAAGUGAAAUCAUCAAAAUUUACACAAGAUAGGCAGGGUUUUUUCCUUUAAUCUGCCUCCAAGGAAACUGAAAUGGUGAUAGUGCAUAGUUUCUGAACAAACGUUCAGAGCCUAGCCUCCACAACAAGGCUGAAACAUACCGUCUAGGGUUUCCGAAAGAUGAUAGAAUUCAUAUCAGAAAUACCAUGUUUCCUGAAUGUGCCACAGCUGCAGUCUGAAAGCAGCCUACAGUAAACAGCCGGGCAAAUCCAGGGACGGCUGGAGAGCGGAAGCACUCUGAGGGACCAGACCGACCUCCUCCUAUCCUUGGGAACUUUUUGAGCCUCAUUCUGAGGUGUAAUUCAGACUUCUGUUGCCUUUCACCUCUGCCUAUGUAUCCACAGCCAAUAACAGCUGGAAGAAAGCUCAGUAAUAAACCAAGAGGGCAGAAAAUUCAACAAACAACUUAUUUAUCGAAGCGAAGCCAACCCCUCCCUUCUCUAGAAGACAACUCUGAGCAGCCCGAACAAGGUCUCAGACCUGCACCCCCUCCACAGCUAUCUGCCCAGUGGGUUGACGGCGCUAACAGAAACGACUUUCCCGAAACUAGAAACUACAGCUUUGUUUACUCUUCAGAAUGUGUGUAUGUGUGUGCACAGAGGGACAGGAUGAGACGGCUUCUGACAAGGAGUAAGAAGAAUGAGACAGGAUUUAAACGGAUGUCAGUGAACACUGUUGAAGCCCUUCAGUUAUUCUCAUGUCUUAGCAACAUACUAGCUGCUGUGUGCCAGGCUUUGCAGACAUCGCAGGUCAAUUCAACAGUUUUCACCCUUUCCAAGCUCACAGCAGUACAUAUGGAUACAAAAAGAAAAAAAAAAAGAUUUCCAUAGAUUUCACUUAGAACUCCCAAGGCACAACAAAAGAGAUGGGCCAUUUUUCCUGAAGAGGUGAAAAUAGGUCUACAUAGGAAUGACCCAAAGCAAUGUCUUAAAACUUAAAAGGUGGUGUUCAGGCUGCUUCUAUGAGAAGAGAGACUGGGCUCAGACUGGGAGUGAGUCAGCAGCAGGACUUUCAAGGAAAACAGGGAGUUCCUUACACCUGGAAUAAAGAACUUUAGCAGGGUUGGCAAGAUGUGAAGCUGGAUGGAAAGACAAGUUCAACACAAGCACUUUAUAAAAUAAUGUCUGAUGUAAGUAAGCAGACAUGUGUUUGGUUGGGUCCUGUGUGCAAGGCAUCCUGGGAAACUCCCUGCCAGCACUUGGCAGGCAUCAUUCCACCUCAAGCUUUCCAGAGACCACAGGGAAAUGACUGUUUUCUUUCUUUGAGCCAGAGGUUUUGAUACGGUUCCUGAAGGUUAACAGAAGGGCGGUGGGCUUCUCAACAGAAGCACGCCAUGUUGCCGGGCACCUGUGAGGUCCUCACGUGGGAGGAAGAGAACAAGGUGGUUAAGAUACAGAAUCUGGAGAGGGUACCCCAACCACACUACAGUUGGGUGCUAUUGGGUGGAGGAGAAAACCAUCCUAACCCCACAGCACUACAAAGACGCUCCUGUCCCGCCACACUCCCACCAUCACAAACAGUUUCAAAUUCUGCCAUUUCCUUCCCCAUAAAAGCAUGAAGAUAGGGAGUCGGUCUCCUACACUAUAUUUUUAGGGUAUUUGGGAGUUUCCAGGAUGUGAAGAAUUUAGGUGGAGGAAAUUACGGCUUCAGUUUUUUUCAGUUAACUACAGGACGCUUCGUUCAGGCCGGGCACCAUGUGCACAGGCUUAAGAAGCAGCAGGAACUGCAUUUGCAAACACGUGUUGUAAAAAAUUAAUUUUA